Molecule: messenger RNA, 2414 nt
Organism: Haliotis rufescens (red abalone)
Lineage: Eukaryota; Metazoa; Mollusca; Gastropoda; Lepetellida; Haliotidae
Product: regulator of nonsense transcripts 3B-like
Exons: 13
Coding region: 64-1908 (614 amino acids)
Biological process (GO): nuclear-transcribed mRNA catabolic process, nonsense-mediated decay; positive regulation of translation
Cellular component (GO): cytoplasm; nucleolus
Molecular function (GO): mRNA binding
Source: RefSeq, a predicted model, not a curated record
ACAUCCGGUUAAAAUGGUGGAAAUCUUCAUUUACCAGAAAGUAGAUAAUAAACUGUUGAUACAAUGACACACGACAGGUCUGAGACUAAAUCAUCAAAAUUGUCAGAAAAAAGAAGUAGUGAUGAGAGAAGAGGCAAGGAUAGAGAGUCACCUCCUACAAAGGUUGUGAUUCGGCGCCUCCCUCCUUCACUGACACCGGAGGUCUUCCUUGAGCAGGUGUCACCUCUCCCCAAGUAUGACUUCUUCUACUAUGUCAAGGCUGACAUGAGCUUGGGACAGUAUGCCUUCACCAGAGCCUACAUCAAUUUCCAAAAUGCUGAGGACAUGUAUACCUUCAGAGAUAAAUUUGAUGGCUACAUCUUCAUUGACAGCAAGGGGAAUGAGUACCCAGCCAUUGUGGAGUUCUCUCCCUUCCAGAAAGUUCCAAAGAAGAAGGUGAAAAAGCCAGACACUAAGAAGGGGACCAUAGAACAAGACUCGGACUACCAGAAAUUUCUGGAAAAUCUGCAGAACCCAGAAUCUGAACCUGCAGCCACCAUCGACUCUUACCUGGAGGAGAUAGAACAGAGGGAGAGGGAGAUGAAAGCAAACCAUGGGUGUCCUAAAACAACAACACCACUGAUUGAGUACCUGAAGAGGAGGAGAGAGGAGAAGAAAGUGGCCAUCCAGAAAAUGCGUGAGGAGAGGAAGAGGCGUGAACUGGAGCGGAGGCGGGUGAAAGAGGAUGAGAAGAGGAAGAGGAGGGAGAAGGAGAAACUGAUGCGAGAGAAGGAGAAGAUGCGAGAGAAGGAUGGGAAGGACAAGGAUAAAGACAAGGACAAGGAAAAGGACUCGAAGAAAGAAGACCAGCCCGUGAAGCUGCUGAAGAACCCUGAGAGGGAGAAGGACAAGGAGCCAGUCAAACCAAAGGACGAGAAGCCAACAGGCAGGGAAAACCUACGCUUCUCAAAAGAAAACCGAGAAAGAGAAAAAGCCAAGAAUGAGAAAAGAGAUGAAAGACCGAAGUCCGGUAGGGACACAGGUCGGGGGGGAGACAAGGGCAGGCAGGGGAAGGAGGACAAGUAUGGCGACAAGUCGGGGGAUAGAUAUGACAAGUACGAGAAGUCCCGACCCAAUAGAGAGGAUCGAGGGGACAAGUCAAGAUCUUAUCGAGAUGACCGUCCGCCGGACCGACUCCGGUCGAGGAAUGACCGGGAUAGAGACAGGGAUCGUGACAGGGAUCGCGACAGGAUGAGAGAUGAUCGUCCAAAGUCUGGUGGCUACGGCAGGAAACAGGAUGGGUACUAUGACCGUGAUGACAGACCGCCACGUGGUAACAAUGACGACAGAAAGAAAAGUGACCGCUACGAUGACCGACCAAGAUCAAGUGGUUCCAACACUGACAAUAAGCGAAAACAAGACAGUUCACAAAAGGAUGAUAAGAAAGAUGAGCGGAGAGAGGAGAAGCCGAAGUCUGGCGGCAAGAGUGGGUCGGAGGAGAAGCCGAAGUCUGGCGGCAAGAGUGGGUCGGAGGAGAAGAAGAAACCAGAGACAUCGCAGGAGUCAAGCAGCAAGAAGGAAGGGGAGGCAACUCGUCCUGAGCGUGAGCGACACAAGGUUGAUAGUAAGAGUGGGGAAAAUUGUAACGAGGAUCCUAAGGAUGUAAAAAUAGACGACAAACGGAAAGACGAUAACCGAUCGAGCUCUUCGAUCAGUAGAGGAGAGGAGAGUGAAAAAAGUGGACAGGAAAGUUUGGGGGACGGUGAUGAGAAAAAGAGACGACGCAGGGAUCGGCCAGAGAGACAGAUCUAUGUCCCACGGCGAGCGCUCGAGAGGCAGAAACAGGAAGCAACCAAAGACGGGAAGGAAGGUCAAGGUGACAAGGCUCAAAGUGCAGAGAAGUGCGACAGCGAAAAGGGUCAAGGUUGAAGCAAGGACAGGAUUUUAUUUAUUGAGUUUUACUGAGCGUCAUACGAGUCCCUUGAAGUGACGUAUAAUGCAUGAAUGGCACACUGAUAUGUAUGUCCAUACGGAGAUGCACUUCAUUUGAUAUUUGGAGAAGUAUUUGAAAGGUGGGUGGGAAAUAUGAAACUCAUCACAUACAUAUGUUCAAAUUCUAUCGGAAUUCUUUUUGUUUUUGGAAAUGGUUAGAAUAUUUUGAGACAAGACAUAUGCAUUCUUUAGUUCAUGUUUUCAUAAUUUUCGUAUCACAGUAAGGUGCUCAACGUGUCUGAUUUUUCAUGUGCAUGGAUCUAUUCGUUUCAUUUGUAUUUUUCCAAAUAAUGUUUGAAGUCCAUGAAAGUGUGCUGGGCAUAUUGAUCAUGAUGUGCAGAAUGUACACUGAUGACAUGUGGCUGUGGAGGACAGAAUGUCCUUGAUCACAGUGAGAUGAGCAACACUGCAGGUGUUCUGCUGGUAAUAAACAUGUGUAACAA